AUGAAUAUCGGUAGGGAACGCCUCAAACCAAUCUCCACCCUGGUGGUCGAGUUUGGAGGAGAUGUAGUACAUCCUGUGGGAACAAUUACGCUACCAGUGACCAUAGGGACGGCCCCACAGCAAAUCACCUCAUUGACGGAUUCCCUGGUGGUUGAUCGACCAUCAGUAUACAACAUCAUAUUGGACCACCCAUCGCUCAAUGCGGCUCGAGCCAUAACAUCCACUUACCACCUAAAGAUGAAAUUCCCUACCCCACAUGAGACAGGAAUGAUCAAGGAAAAUCAAGCAACAGCUCGAAAUUGCUACAUGAUGACCUUACAAAGCAAAACUAAAGCAAGGGAAACCUUGAUCGUUAAAGACCUUGAGGUGAGGGGAGAGUACCUGCAAAUUAGCAAGCUGGAUGACAACCCUACACGCAUACCAAUAAAUGAACUGAGUAAACUACUAAACGGAUUUGCGGACGUGUUUGCCUGGUUGGCCGAUGAUAUACCGGGGAUUGACCCUGCAAUCAUGGAACAUAGGUUGCAGGUAGACCCCAACCAUAAGCCCGUAAAGCAAAAGAAGAGGAGCUUUGCGUUGGAGCGGGUCAAGGUGAUAGAUGAGGAGGUAACGAAACUAGUAUGGGCGAAAUUCGUCAGGAGGUCAACUAUCUGGAGUGGCUAA
This is a messenger RNA of Malania oleifera, 663 nucleotides long. RefSeq lists its product as uncharacterized. Bases 1 to 663 code for a protein of 220 amino acids. The record is from RefSeq and is a predicted model, not a curated record. The transcript is spliced from 2 exons. Lineage: Eukaryota; Viridiplantae; Streptophyta; Magnoliopsida; Santalales; Ximeniaceae.